AUGGCUGAACAGGCACUGGGACUAACCCUAAAUGCUGUGCCGGUAGCCAUCAAGCACCACGACAAAGUCUGGGACCCUAUUCAGCACCGGUGGAAGAAGAUGCGUGGACAAUUGCCUCUGGAAGACAAGCAUAUCAUGGACCGGCGCACUAUGGAAGAGAAAGGGCUCGUUCUUCGCCGUCGACGAGAUGUCGCUCCGGACGAGGAAAUCGUAGAGGUAGUCCGUCACAGAGGCGAAGUUCUCCCGAGGCGUCCUGGGCAGCGACGAAGGGCCAGUUCCUUGCAAAACGGUCGAGCAGUGGGCGUCGGCGCCGCAGCUGGCGCUGGUGCUGGCGCACUCGCUCAUUAUCGAGAUCGACGGGACUCUCGCUAUGAUUCGGAAGGGUCCGUACCACCUCGAUCCCGCGUCCGAGCGAAGUCGGCCACAGGUCGGUCUCGACGGCGCCGCGGAUCCUCAAGCUCCUCGUCUUCAUCGUCUUCAUCGUUGGCCUCAUCCACGGAGGAAGAAAAAAAUUGCCGCAAGUUACAACGCAAGAAAUGGAUCACAGGUGCACUGGCCAGUGUCGCAACCAUCCACGCAGCGUCGAAAGUCUAUUCCUCUAUCGAGGCUCACGACAAGCGUAUGGAAAAGGUCAGAGAGGGCAAGUUGUCCCCGGAAGAUGCGCAUAAGCAACAGCGAGCUUCACGCUGGCAGGACGCUGCAGCCAUCGGCAUCGCCGCGCUGGGGAUCAAAGGCGCUGUGGGCGAGUGGAACGAGGUUACAGAAGAGCACGCGCAGCAUAAACAAAUGCUGUCAGAAAGGGAAGAACAUCAUAAGAAGCGACUAGAACGAGAGCGCCGACGGCGAGCCCGGGAAGCUGGGGGCUAUUACAAAGGACGAGACGGCCAGUGGUAUUACAACGGGGCUGUCCCACAGAGCAGUUCAAGUCAGCGCAGUGAAAGUACGAGGGGCCGCUACGCCGAUUCGAGUUCGAUCAGACAAUCCGGUCGAGAACGAAGAAGAUUCGAAGAUGAUGACAAUGGGGAGAGAAACAGGUCUCGGCGCGCGGUGAGUCGUGGUCGUGCGGAUGACUACUGA
Molecule: messenger RNA, 1077 nt
Organism: Capronia epimyces CBS 606.96
Lineage: Eukaryota; Fungi; Ascomycota; Eurotiomycetes; Chaetothyriales; Herpotrichiellaceae
Exons: 1
Coding region: 1-1077 (358 amino acids)
Source: RefSeq, a predicted model, not a curated record